CGGACCCCUGUAGAGGAGGCUCCGGCAAGGGAGGCGGAGGAGGAAGCGCUCGCGCAGCCUUGGAAGCGCAAAGUUGUGAGAGUGUAAUUUGUCUCCUGUUGACGAAGAUGCAUUCUUCAAAGCCCAGGCUUGUUGUUCCAUAUGGCCUCAAGACUUUACUCGAGGGAGUGAGCAGAGCUGUUCUCAAAACCAAUCCAAGCAAUAUCACUGAGUUUGCAGCUCUCUACUUCAGAGAGCUAAUUGCAUUUAGAGAAGAAAAUCCUAAUUUGGAUAUAACAGACCUGGUUAGAGAAUUUCAUUUCACUAGAGUAGAGGGCUGGACUGAUAGACUGCCAGAAAAGAGAGCUGACCUUGGAGACGUAAGUGUGGUGUCUCCACUUUCUGAGGAACCAAAACGAAAGGAAAAAUCCACAGACACAGAGGAGGACCAGUUGCACGAAGGCCCUGAACCUGAAUAUAGCAGCAAAAUUACACAAUACCCAUCGACUCACGGUGAACUUGCAGAAAAUGAACCAUCCCCUACGGGACCUGAAGCAUCCCCUAAGGGACCUGAACUUGCCUAUGUCCCAGCAGAUCCUGCACAGCUUGCUGCACAGAUGUUAGGUAACAUUGAUUCUGUUCAUUCUAUGAAGGAUGUGGCAACAAGUGUGCAAUCUUUUCCUGAACUGUCUCUGAGCUCAGUGGACACAACAGUUGCACCAGUAGAAGGUGCUGCUGAAGAAGCUACACUUACCCCAGCUGCUGAGGGUUCUGCAGAGUCUGUUAGGUUGGAGCCAGCGGUUCAGAGUCAGGCCUCCAUUGUCCUAGGGUCCUCCAGCAGUCAGGCUGAACAAUCAACAAGUGAUGUAGAUCAAGCUUCCUCAACCCCCUUGCAGGAUGAACCACCACCACCUGCUCCUCCACCACCUCCUCCUCCACCACCACCUCCUAAAGAUCCAUUACAGGCUGUGCCUUCCCAAAGCGAAAUUGAGGUUACAUCAACCAUUCAGGCUAUGCCAAUACAUACUGACGAUGAGCCCGCUACUGAAGGAGAGGUUCCACCUUACAUAGAGCAGUUCCCGCAGCAAAUAGUCAUUCCCUUUUUAGAACAAGUAGCUUGUCUAAUAGAGAUUCAGCAGCCACUAAUGCCUUCACUAAAUACAGGUCAGUUUACAUGCACUAAGAUCUUAGAUCCAUCUGCAGAUGAUGCAGAAUUUGACCCUGAAAGAAUGGAAACUACAGCGCAAAUGGCAUCAGCUGAGCAAGGUUUUAUUAUGUCAGUUGCCAUACCCUUAGACGAAGUAAUGUCUGCAAAGAGGGGCUCAGCAGCUGGUGAUAAAGCAGGCAUAAAUCCCUUUGCAGGAAGCUAUGGUAUAGCAGGAGAGAUUACAUUUACUUCUGCCCCAGUCCGCAGAGCAGACUCAUGAGAAGGUUGAGAGGAGAUGUCAUGUGAACACCCCAGGAUGGAAAUCUGCAUCUUAAAAUAAUAAAUUAACUUAAUACAAGCACUCAAAACUAAUGCAAUCCAUUAGAAUGCCUUUUUGCAUUUCCAGAGUGUUGGCAGAACACAGAUUAUUGAAGAUAAGUAUAUAAUGAAGUGUCCAUGGGGGGGGAAAAUACCCCACCCGCAGCACAGGCAAUAACGGAAAAGAAUGCUUCCCCGCUGUAGCAGAGGCAUUUGGCUGUGGCCGAGCCCUCUUAGAGAUGUUUAGCUAAUAGACAAGUUGAUCAUAUAGUAUUGUGUAAACAUACAUCCAUCAAAAAUUUCAAAUUAGUUCCACACAAUCCCUUUCCAGAGUAGGUCACAUCUUAUGCAACAUUGCUGUUCCUGGCAAUGAGUUUAAGUCCACAGCUUUGACUCUGUAAGCAAUGGCCUUAUACUUAGAAUGUCCCAAAACAAAGAAAUAAGUGAGAUGGUCAAUGAGAUUAAGGGUAAAAAAAAUUUCACUAGAUGGCUUGCAGAUGCUGCCCUGUGCCACACAAGAAGCCAGUGCUCAGUUAAAACCCAUUAUAACAGACCUUAGAGUUGCUAUGGAAGACACUGUCUAGUUUUGCUAUAGCUUUGGAGUCUCAAGUUUAUUUCAGUCUGUCAGUGGUCACUGGGGUGGGGUGUGUACGUGUGUCAUUUCUGGGGGAUUUCAGAUGUUUAGAGAAGAUGCUGAUUUUAAUUAUCCAGUGAAAAUUGCUUAGUGUCUGCAUCUAUUCGCUUAAGAACCCUAGUCUUUACUCCUUGGGAGUUCCCUAGUGCUUGCUCCUUCUCUUGACCUGCUUCCUACUUUUAAAAAGAGCAGGUACCAUCUCCUCUGUUGCAGCUUGAAAAUAAAGGAAAUCACUAGGAGAUUGGAUUUUGAGCAGAUAUCGACUUCUGGAGAAGAAACUUACCUGGGAAGCAUAUGCCACUCAAUGCUUCUCUCUAUUUCUAUCCAGUAAGCUCUUCAAACAUUUGGAACAGAGUCCUUUCCCUGGAACGUAAUGGGUUUCAAAACCCAUUAGGUCAGUGUUUGAGCCAGUGGGUUGCAACCUAAGGGUGUCACAUGAGGCUGGUGGGGUGGGGGAUGAUUGCAAUAAAACUUUAAUAUCUCCCAAAUGAGGCAAAGAAAAAGUUUCUAGACUCAUUUCAGGAUAGCAAAACCCUUCAAAAUUUGAGACAUCAACUUUACUAGAACAGAUUACUUGUAGCGAUGCAUGAGACGCCAGUGUGAUUCAGCCUCUGUAGUUGAAAAGCUUCUUCCUUGUUUGCUGAGCACAGUGCUUCCAGGGAAACCACUGACAUGACAUACUUUAUGAACCCAGAACUGCAAGGUUUCCAGACACACCAGCCGAAAGCCACACUCAGCAGGAUGUCAAGUAUCAGAGGAGUAGCCAUGUUAGUCUGGAUCUGUAAAAGCAGCAGAGUGUC
This is a messenger RNA of Trachemys scripta elegans, 2878 nucleotides long. RefSeq names its product calcium binding tyrosine phosphorylation regulated (gene CABYR). The record is from RefSeq and is a predicted model, not a curated record. Gene Ontology annotation, biological process: sperm capacitation. NCBI's taxonomy places the organism in Eukaryota, Metazoa, Chordata, Testudines, Emydidae. Gene Ontology annotation, cellular component: cytoplasm; sperm fibrous sheath. The coding region runs from base 108 to 1406 and encodes 432 amino acids. Gene Ontology annotation, molecular function: calcium ion binding. The transcript has 6 exons.